CCGUUAAAAAACACGCUCGUUCAACUUUGGCUUAAAAAUGUGGAACCGCCCUUUCGGGUUUGGGUAAUCCCCCUGAUAAACCAGGAACCAUAUUAACGAUACGUGGUGUUGUGCUCACUGCACCAACUGGUGAUUUUAACGUAGGCAAAGAGGGUAUUUUUUAAAAAAUUUCACCUGGACGAUUACCCCGUCAUGUAUUUAAGUAUGUGUGUUUAAAACUUACACAGCACAAUUGCAUUUAUUGGUUUAACAAAACAAUAAAACAUAUAUGCAUAUGCAAGCGACAGUGAUUUUUUUAUUCCGAUAUUUCUUCCGUAAGUUUCUUGCCAGUCAUUGCUCUGUCAGUUGCUGUUCUUUUAUUAUAUUGCUCAGUUUUGGUGAUUUGUAAUGUUGCCUAAUCUAUCAAUCAGUUUAUUGUCACUAUUCUUGUAGUGUAUUUAAAUGUAUUUUAUGAGGUGGUAACUCAAGAUCAAGACGUGCAUCAUUCUUGUGGGUCACUCAAAGUAUAUACAGUAUCGAUAUAUAUAUAUAUUUAAUAUUUAUAAAACACAAAGUUUUAAAGUUAAAAUAAGCAUUAGGAUUAUGUAUAUAAAGGGUAGUACUGAUAGUUGGGAUGCAGUAGCACUUUUAAGUUAAUUGCUAAACCAAAUAAGAAGUGAUAUGGAUACUGUACUAAGGAAAAAAGUCAGUGAAAUAAAAACCAAAAGAAUUCUUCUGAAACAAAUGCACUGCAUUGAUGUACUGGAUCACAUGGAUUGUAUUUACAUAGCUAAAAAGCAAAGAUUAAAGCAAGUCGACCAUAAUGACGGGCAAAUAAGGUCAAAUAGUGAGUUUUUAGACAUAGCUCCAACUUAUGCAGGAUGGGCUAAACAAUUCUUGGAUGCUCUGUAUGAAACAAAUCAGAAGUAUUUAGCAGACAUGCUUCUUCCCCUAGAAGGGUACAGCCCACCAAUAUCUGAUAAUGACCUCACCCCCGAUGAACAUCCUGACCCACCAAAUUUCCCACAAAACCGAUCGGAGGCACCACCUUCGUAUGAAAAUACCUUUCCCAACAUGGUAGCAAAUCCAAAUCACCGAUCCUAUAAUUCUGAUCAAGGGGAAGAGAUGAAAAAUCUUCAAAGAAAAUUUAAAUCAAAUCAACUGAGUCAGAAUUUAACUGAAUCUGAGGCAGUUCCCAUUUCAGAACAAAGUAACGCUGAUCAAAUGAGACUAGAUUCAUGUUCUCAAUCCGAUAAUCAAACAAAUGAGACUCUAAGUGCAUUUAACUUCCCGAAUACAACUAGCUUUAACAAUGCAAGCAGAGACACUUCAACUAGUUUUAACAAUGCAAGCAGAGACACUGACAGCAAAAGUUCUUACAAGGCUAAAAAUUUAAAUGCUGUUCAAACAAUUCCUGAGGAUGUUGACAACGGCGGUAGAUCACACAGCAGUAAAAUUAAUAACUUCCAAACACUUUCAAGGGAAGAUUCAACUUCGUUACAUGGUAUCUACAGAAGAGAAAUUGAACCAGCUUCAAACUUAAAGCUUCCAGCACCUACAUCAUCCGAUUCUCAUAACCAAACUUCUGAUUACACCUUGAGUGACAAUCACUGUUUUAGUAAAAAUGAGGAGGUAGUUAACCGAACUGUUCUUUCUUCAAUAGCAGAGAAUACAGUCUUAUUAAACACAAAACUCGCUGAAAAAGAAUUAUUGCCAUUUGCGCCAUUUAAAAACCCGCAGGAAACAGCAACUGAAAGCAUCCCCUUUAAAACAAUAUCACAGAGUUUUGAAGUAGAAGAAAAUUCUGUAUCGGAAGAGGUGAUUACAUCAAAAGAUUUACGUUUUUCUUCAGAAUACUCUGAUUCUACAUGCCAAGAUAGCAACACUUCAUCAUCUUCUUCAAGCUGGGGUAGACAGGACACAUCAGAUACAAAAAUAAAAGAAGUAGAAAAUAAGGGAGAGAGCGUAAGUCAUAUUCCAUCUCCAAAUUCUGAGAUCAUACAAAGUAGUGGUGGUAGUAAAGUAACCAAAGAAACAAGCAACCCACAGAAUCUAAUAGCUUUGGAAGAGGAGACUAACAAAAGUGAAAUAAUCGUUGCUGACAAUAAAGAGUUAUCACCUGAUCCGAAUUCCCAAAUUAAAUGUAGAGAAAACUCUACUCAAAAUACAGAAAAUGUUGCUGAAAAUAGUUACGACCCUGUAAUAACUAAUGCAAACCCACAUAGUGAUGUCACAAUCGCACACAAUAGUGACACUAGUUUGAGAGAUAUUUCACAAGAAUCAAGUAUUUACAACACUGCUAAUAAUUAUGCCCAAGUUCAGCAUGAUCAUCAUAAUAUUAGUUCAACCGAAGAACCAAGUAUGUAUUACUCAACGAAUUGGCAAGAAAGAGCUAAGAAAGCAAGCCCAGUUUCUAUAAUGGCAGCCAAAUUUCCUAAAAAUUUAAAUAAGAAAUAAAACAUAAUUUUUACUGUUGGACUUUGUUGUUGAAAUCAUGGUAUAUUUUUGCUUUAAUAAAUAUUAAUGUGGUUUUUGUUGUGCGUUGCAACAUAAUUCAACUGUACUGUUCUAUUCUAACUCAUGAAAGUUCGACGUGGUAUACAAUGUAAGGAGAUUAUUAUAACAGCAAGCAAAGGGCGUUAACCAUUAAUAUAUUUUUCAUUUUUAACCUUAUUUGUAGGAUGGUGUGUAACAUUUUUUGUUUGUUUAAUUUGUACAUGUUUCCAGUUACCGUCUGCCUGGUACUUCAAACUUACUCAUAUUUUUUAAUGUAUUUUUUAUUAAUUACAGGUAGUUGCAACGGGAAUAUUUUGAUUAGGUUAUUAAGAAAAACAUUUGUUUUGCCUGAAAAUUUGCAAAUGAGGUGAUGGAGGAGGUAGAAAGAAAUGGUUGCCUACGCCAUAAACUAAAUAAAAAGCAACUCAUCGAUUUGCGUGAAACGGUCAAGAAAAAACUGAAGCAACCACGGGUGAGACACGCAUUUGCAAAUCGAAUGGAUUCGGAAACAGUCCUUAACUUUCUGGGUGAUAUUUUUCCACAAGGACAGAAGGAAAAAAUCCAACGUGAUCUAGACAACCAUGGACGUUCUAAAGCCGCUCAUGGUAUUAUGGACAACAUUCAUAGAUUUGACAACUGGUUGUUUCCCCUGUUAGAUAGUUUAGCAGAAUGUAAACAGAUUGAUCUAGCAAAGCUUCUUUUUUCGGAUUAUAUUGAACCAGUGGAUGAAACAGAGUGUGUAGAAUUUCAAUAUUCCACAGAACACGUUAUUAACAACCUUUCCUCUGAAGUGGAAUCACUUUCACUCAAUUCUUCAAACAAUUCGAACCCAUGGAAUGGAAUAAAAGAGAACAAUCCUAUGUCAUUUCCCUUAUCAUUUCCAACAGCAGAGUUCAGUGUUGUUAGUCAAAAACCAGGAUUCCUUACCAAUCUCCCAAUUGCCCAAACGGGAGAUGUUGAGUUUUCAUUGACAUAAUCUUUAACAAAAUAUUGUUGUAAACAACACCAUGUUAUAUUGUUAAAGCGUUUAGAAAUAAUUAGUAAACUUGUUUUUUUAAGUUGGCAUUUUUUUUCCACCACGCAUUUAAAUAGGCUAUGGUAAUUUUUCUACUUUAAACCUCUAUGUUUGUUAUUGUUACAUUAUUUUCUAAUUUAAGUCCACUGUUUUGCUAUGCAACAUCGAAAGAAGAUGUAUAUAAUGUACUUCUUUUGCGAAUGCAGCUGGUAAUUUCUUUUAGUGCCACAGCUUAUUUACACUGUAUUAUUAGCAGACCAUCAAUUGUAAAAUCUAUUUAAAUUUUAUCAGCCCUAUUCCUAAAUUUUACACGUUAUUGUUAUUGUUAUAAAUAGGACCGAACUUAUAGAAAAUACGGUUCCAUAUCAACCAUUCUAAGCUUUAGUUUUGACUUAACAAUAUACGUUCUUAAAGUAAUA
Molecule: messenger RNA, 3909 nt
Organism: Ciona intestinalis (vase tunicate)
Lineage: Eukaryota; Metazoa; Chordata; Ascidiacea; Phlebobranchia; Cionidae
Source: RefSeq, a predicted model, not a curated record